UACUUUCUCUCUCCUCACCAAACAAAAGCAAAAGAAAGAUUCAGAAUUUAAGAUUAUUAAGAACACUCCAUCUCUUUCUCUCUCCUCUUUUUCUGGAUAUUUUAUGCGUUGCCCAGUCCUUCUUUUUCCCUCAAAUUCCUGCUUUUUUUUAGUAAUUUUAAUGUCAAUUCUUUCAUUUUCAUCAUAAAUUAUUUCUGUCAUUUUUUUCAAAAGCUUUAAACAUCAUCAUUUCAUAUUCUAAAUCCACGACAAUUACACCCUACUUUCCUUUGAAACUUUUCGAUUCAAUAUUGUUUUUUUUUCAAUUUUCUUCUUUUGAGUUGAGUUUUUUUUUAGUUUGUUGGGAAAGAAAAAUGAAGGGUUAAAUUUGAAUUUUUGGGGGAGGGAGUUUUUUUGAAACAUUGAACAAAUUGAGCUGAAACCCUAAAUUGAAUUUCGCGAAGAGAGAGAAAGAAGGAUGAAUGUUGUUGGAAGACAAAUGCAAAGGGGUGCAACACGUCAAGUUUCUGAUAGUAAUGAUUUCAUCGAAGUACCUUCAAAGUGGCUUCAAUCUGCUAAUCUUCCUCAGGACUAUGGAUUAUAUGGUGCUGAAGGAGGUUCAAAAUGGAGUAGGAAUCCACAAAGGGGUUUGACUUCAGGAAAUGAGUUUCCAUUAGAUCCACCUUCACCAUUGAAUUCGUCUCGGGUUCCGAGUCUUAGCCCGGGAUUGCUUGAUCUUCAUGCAUUUGAUACUGAGCUUAUUCCUGAGAUGCCAAUUCACAAUGCAUUUGAUGGACCUCCGCUUAAUCAACCUGCCCGUAGCAAGAGUCUUGAAGAAUCAGAUAUAUAUCUUGCUGCAAAUAAAAAUGCUAGCAGGGCGAAUUCUGUUGCAAAAAUCAAAGUGGUGGUGCGGAAGAGGCCACUGAACAGAAAGGAGAUGGCUAAGAAAGAGGAUGACAUUAUAACCAUAGAGCGAAAUUCUAAUGCUUUGACUGUUCAUGAGACAAAAUUUAAGGUUGAUCUAACCGAAUAUGUGGAGAAACAUGAAUUUAUGUUUGAUGCAGUGUUCGGUGAAGAUGUCCCAAAUGAUGAGGUCUAUGCUGAGACAGUUGAGCCUGUUGUCCCAUUGAUAUUUCAAAAGACAAAAGCAACAUGUUUUGCAUAUGGUCAAACAGGCAAUGGAAAGACUUACACUAUGCAGCCGCUACCCCUGAGAGCAUCUCAAGACAUCUUGAGACUAAUACGCAAUAGUUAUAGAAACCAAGGGUUUCAACUGUUUGUCAGUUUCUUUGAGAUAUAUGGAGGAAAACUGUAUGAUCUUCUUAAUGAUCGCAAGAGCUUGUGCAUGAGAGAGGAUGGCAAAAAGCAGGUCUGCAUUGUUGGCUUGCAAGAAUACAAAGUAUGUGAUGCUGAAACAAUAAAAGAUCUAAUUGUGAAAGGAAAUGCCUCAAGAAGCACUGGUACAACCGGUGCAAAUGAGGAGUCAUCGAGAUCACAUGCUAUACUCCAGCUUGUCAUUAAGAGAUCAGUUGACAGUAGUGACUCAAAGCCUCCUCGAGCUGUUGGAAAACUUUCUUUCAUUGAUCUUGCGGGAAGUGAACGUGGUGCAGAUACUACAGAUAAUGAUAAGCAGACUAGAAUGGAAGGUGCUGAAAUUAACAAGAGCCUUCUUGCUUUGAAAGAAUGUAUCAGAGCUCUUGACAAUGAUCAGAAUCAUAUACCUUUCAGAGGGAGUAAGCUUACUGAAGUUCUGCGUGAUUCUUUUGUUGGGAACUCAAGGACAAUAAUGAUAUCUUGCGUAUCUCCAAACUGGGGGUCCUGUGAACAUACUCUCAACACACUCAGAUACGCUGACAGAGUUAAGAGUCUGUCUAAAGGGAACAACUCGAGAAGGGAUCUGCCAUCAUCAACUGCACCUAAAGACUCAAAUUCACAACUCUUAAGUUCUGGGUCAGCACACAUAUCGAAUCUUGAGGACACUGAUGGUUUGAGUGGGAGCGGCAGGUUUGGAUGGUCCAGAGAACCUGAAAGAGAAGCCUCUCCAUCUCCCAAAAUAGAACGUGUUCCCAGUGGAAGGGCAGAUAACACAUUUGUUUCUGGAUAUUCAGAUCAUUAUAGGGGACAGAAGGGAAGCCUAACUGACAUGUCAAUGGAUGAUUAUGAUAACACUGAAGAAGUAUUUGAACAAGAGAAGAGUUACCGGAUGAAGAAUAAGAAGGCAGAGACCUAUCAUGUCCAAGCUGCAGAGAAUAGAACGAGGAAAGAUCUUACUGACGUCAGUUCUAAUAACAGGAGUUCCGAUGAUGAUCUUAAUGCAUUACUAAAGGAAGAGGAGGACCUGGUUGCUUCUCAUAGAGGAUUAAUCGAAGAGACAAUGGAACUUGUCAGGGAGGAGAUGAAUUUGCUGAUUGAUGCUGAGCAACCUGGGAAUCAUUUAGAUGAUUAUGUCUCCAGGUUGAACUCCAUUCUUUCACAGAAGGCUGCAGGGAUUCUAAAACUUCAAAGCCAGCUAGCCAACUUCAAGCAACGCCUCAACGAGCAUAAUGUUUUAGUCUCUGCUGCUAGAUAUUGAUUUUACUGACACACCUUCUGUGAGAAGUCAGUACGUCGCAUGAUUGAUAUAAUUCUAAUAUGGAGCUUACUUGAUCGAGCUGGUUUGAUUGUGUUUUUGAUUGGUAUACUUGCUGCACUAGCCUUUACGGCCAGGUAGGGGAUCAAGAAACCGUGCUACAGCCAUGGACAUGGUAAGGUCCAGGCGCCUCAAUUGUGGAUGCUGGCUUGCCUUCAGGGUGGUGGUUUCACCCUUACAGUUGCUGGGCAGUCAUUUUCAUUUGUAAAAGACAGUUUACUUUCGGGAGUUGCAAUCGUAGCUACUCCCUCAAAGACACCCCCUUCCCCCAAAAAAGAUGAAGGAAAGAAAAGAAAGAAUGAAUCACUCCGGCUGGAAGUGAGUUAAUAUAGAAUUGUAAUAUACAACGUCCCUGCUGGUUAGCAACUUUUUUUGAAAGCAUUGCAGCAGUUUAUGUAUGUUCCAUAUCAUGGUGAAAGGGCACUCUUUGACUGGUGCACUGAUUUAUAAAGAAACAAUUACAAUAUUAUUCUA
Beta vulgaris subsp. vulgaris (sugar beet) is the source of this 3082-nucleotide messenger RNA. RefSeq names its product kinesin-like protein KIN-13B. Bases 458 to 2551 code for a protein of 697 amino acids. Gene Ontology annotation, molecular function: microtubule binding; ATP binding; microtubule motor activity. Gene Ontology annotation, biological process: microtubule-based movement. The record is from RefSeq and is a predicted model, not a curated record. The transcript has 12 exons. NCBI's taxonomy places the organism in Eukaryota, Viridiplantae, Streptophyta, Magnoliopsida, Caryophyllales, Amaranthaceae.